AUGAGAACUAUGAGAAGCUCAACCUAACAGAAAAUUAUUGUAUUCUAAAUUUUGUGAACACCAUCAUGAAGUUUCGAAUGGUCCCAAUAUUGUUUUUCGCCGUGAUUUCACUAUGCUGGGCUGAUGAUUUAACUUUAACAAUUUCCGACGGACAACUGAAGGGAACUCAAAAAUGGUCUUACGCUGGAAAAUCCUACUACGCCUUCUAUUCUAUUCCGUAUGCCAAACCUCCAACGGGAUCAUUACGGUUCCAGGCACCUGUAGCAGUACAAUCAUGGAAUGGAGUACGCGAUGCUACAACUGAAGGGAACAUUUGCUAUCAAGUUAAUUACGAUUAUAACGAUGAAAAUGAAGACUGUCUUACUAUCAAUGUUUACACCCCUAAGAACCCAAGUCAAAUCACUACAAAAUUGCCAGUUCUAUUUUAUAUACACGGGGGUGGUUUUAAUUGGGGUUCUGGUCAGACCAAAGGAAAAACUGGCGGCAUUGAACCAGAAUAUUUUAUGGACAGGACCGAUGUGGUUCUGGUUAGCAUCAAUUAUCGAUUGGGACCAUUUGGUUUCUUCUCAACUGGCGAUAGUGUUAUCCCAGGAAAUGCUGGACUCAAAGAUCAACGCUUGGCACUAAAAUGGGUGCAAAAAAAUAUUGCUUCUUUUGGUGGUGAUCCAACCAAAGUUACCAUUUUUGGCGAAUCUGCUGGAGGAGCAUCGGUUGGAUAUCAAAUUUUAAGCCCUUCCUCUGCUGGUUUAUUUAGAGGCGCUAUUUUAUCAUCCGGCACCCCUCUAUGUCCGUGGGCCUUCCAAAGAAAUCAAACUGAAAUCACCUAUAAAACAGCUAGUUUUCUUAAUUCUCAAUUUGAUUACAACAGAGAUUCUCGAUCAUUAUGGACUUAUUUGAAAACAGCUAAUGCCAAAGAUAUCGAUAAAGCUUCUAAAAGUUAUUCCGAUUGGGCUCAAUCCUAUUCUGAGACAGGAUUCAAUGGUAUCAUCAACGGUCAACUUCAACAAGGUUUCUUUUACGCUCCAGUGGUCGAAGCAGCCAACCCUGAUGCUUUUCUCAGUGAAGACCCCUACGAAAUUCUGGCCAAUGGAAAUUUUAAUAAAGUACCCACUUUGAUUGGUACCUGUGCUGAAGAAGGCUUAAUGAAUUAUAAUGAAUAUUUGCAAUGGACACUAUCCGUUUAUGACCAAAAUCCCAGCUACUUAGUGCCUCAAAAUAUGCAUAUUACAGACGAAAAUACAAAACAACUGGUUGGUCAGGCUAUUAAACAAGAGUACUCUCCUAAUGGUCAAAUGGAAAACAAUCUUUUGUCAGGAAUUCAAUAUUUUACAGAUCAAGAUUUUCAAAAAUCUUUAAUAAAACACGCCGAAAUGCAAUCCAAAUACACCGACAUUUAUUUCUAUGUUUUUUCAUAUUCCGGCCAAAUGGGUGGAAAUACACAAUACAGGUUUCUAGGCACGAGCAACGUAACCCACACAGAGGAGGGCAACUACAUCUGGCAAAGGUCCAACCCAGCAAACUAUCCAGUGGCCGAUCAGAAGGUACAUCAGAGAUUUAUGAAAAUAUGGACAAACUUUAUUACAUAUCAGAAUCCCACACCCUUUCAAGACGCUGAGUUACAGUACAUCACUUGGCCAAAAUUUCAAGAAAAUAAUGCACCAUAUGUUGAUAUUGCAACUGACUUGACCGUCAAAUACGGCCCCAAAAAUAAAUAUGUCUUCUGGAGGUCAUUGUAUGAUCGAUAUGGAGUCAAACCUUAUGAUACUUAUUAAAUAAAAUUGAUGAUCUAUUUUUUCUGCAAAUCUUUGCCUUUGUGUAUUGAAAAAAAAAAACGUUUAUUGCCAAAUCACAACCUCAUUUCACCAUUAACAAUAUCACUGUAGAUAUUAGAUGUCAAUGGUUGAUAUUCUGAGUUUUUUGCAUACAACACAUAAAGAGAUCCAUCUUCAAUUUUGUGUACAUUGAAGCCUUCCUUUUGUAAGCCGACCUUUUUCAAUUUGAAUGUACCCGUUAGUGGCACAGACUUAACCACUCGUACAAAAACUGGAACUGCGUAACUAGGCAAUUUUGAUUUUAAGCCUUGUGCCAAUUCUUUUAUAUUCAACUUGUCUUCAGGGUCUACUAUGGCUGCCAUUCCUGCUUUGCCAUCGGAACCUGGAACCUAAAAUGAUGUAAAAAUUAAAUUAUACAUU
Ceutorhynchus assimilis (cabbage seed weevil) is the source of this 2192-nucleotide messenger RNA. Lineage: Eukaryota; Metazoa; Arthropoda; Insecta; Coleoptera; Curculionidae. The record is from the annotation of a GenBank genome assembly.